Closterium sp. NIES-65 is the source of this 678-nucleotide messenger RNA. NCBI's taxonomy places the organism in Eukaryota, Viridiplantae, Streptophyta, Zygnematophyceae, Desmidiales, Closteriaceae. The record is from the annotation of a GenBank genome assembly.
AUGUCUCAUUCCCAUAUUACGAACCGGGCUGGCUGUGAGAACGGAUGGGGGAGGAGCAGAGCAGUUCGGCGGCCCGUACCGGUCAUUCGAGCGGAGGCAGGAGCGGUGCAAAGUCCGCCUGAGAAGGACAAGAGGAACCCCACAUUCGAGAAGGUGACGCAUCGCGAGCACCUCACCGUGGGCGACUGCAUGACCAAGGGCGACGUGAAGGUCGUCAAAGUCACCACCACCGUGGAUGAAGCGCUGGAGAAGCUAGUAGCGUAUCGCAUCUCGGGCAUGCCCGUGGUCGACGACGACAACCGCGUCGUGGGCGUGGUAUCGGACUACGACCUACUCGCCCUCGACUCCAUCUCAGGCAAGCACAAGGAGCGCGACGGCAUAUUCCCGCAGGCCGGCAGCACGUGGAAGGCGUUCAAGGAGAUCCAGCUGCUGCUGAUGAAGAACGCGGGGGCCACCGUGGGGGACGUGAUGACCCCCAACCCGCUGUGCGCACGUGCCAUGACCAACAUUGAAGACGCUGCACGAGUGCUGAUAGAGUCCAAGUUCCAUCGCCUGCCUAUCGUGGAUGAGGACGGCGUUCUGAUCGGGCUGUUGACGCGUGGCAAUGUGGUGCGGGCGGCACUGAUGAUGAAGCGCAUGGCGGAGGGCAAGGGGAUGGGGCCAACAGGCGGCAACUAA